This is a messenger RNA of Phytophthora nicotianae INRA-310, 2613 nucleotides long. RefSeq lists its product as hypothetical. The transcript has a single exon. Lineage: Eukaryota; Oomycota; Peronosporomycetes; Peronosporales; Peronosporaceae. The coding region runs from base 277 to 2373 and encodes 698 amino acids. The record is from RefSeq and is a predicted model, not a curated record.
GAACCAGCUGGGCGCUUUUCGUGGCGUAGAGUAGAGGCCGCCUACAGAGACCGGUGCGCUGCUGACUCUCCUCUCCUGUGCCGACCAGGUCGCGAGUCGGGAAUGCAAGUCAUUUCCAGAUUGCUCGGCCUUUUACUCAUUGCUGUCUGCGGAAACGGUCUCGACCCGAUCGAAGGAGUCGAGCAGUGCCCGCAAAUUGGCAACAGUAGGUAGCCUCAAUAUACAGGAAAGCAGCCCGGAUCGACAGACUUUUCCAUCGAGAAACUUACUAGCAGGAUGAAGGUCGUUUCAGCGUUCGCAGCGGCGGCGCUCGCGCUCCUCGGAGCGGCACAGGCCGUCGACGUUGACAACGGGUUCACGCAGGACGGCUCCACUACCUACUGCAUGGGCGUCAACGGGGCGGUAGGUACGCUCGCUUUCGACACGUUGGAGGCCAGCAACGUCGGUCGCUGCCCCGUAGGCGUCACGCUAACGCUUACAGCCUCCGAGUUUCACGUGAGUGACCCCAUCACCGUCAAGUGGACGGCCAAGGCGAACACUGGCUUGGCCAACGCCAUCUUCCCGAACGCCAUCGACGCAACCACAGGCCUCCCAGGUGCCGUGACCACGUCGUCACUGUUCGCCUGCACAGCCGGAACCAACUGCGCCACGAACGUGGGCGGAACCCCUACGGGUGCGGACGGAACUAGCACCGGAGCAUUCGCCGCUGACGGCACCAAGGCCCUUGAGACCAACACGUUCACUCUCUCCACGGCUGGCGACUACAUCAUUGUGGGCAUUGUCGCUCUGCCCGGUGAUGCCUCGCUCAACCUUGCAGCGGAGGAAUACAUCGUCUUCAAGAAGAUCAGUAUCGUGUCCGCCGACUCGUCCAUCUCGUCCUCGUCGACGUCCAAUACAGGUAGCGUAGGAACUUCUGAUUCAAGUGGCACAGAGUCGACCACCUGGUCGACCACUGCUCCGCCCGUAACAACUGCACCGCCGCUAACUCAGGCGCCGUCGCUUUCCACAGGUUCUUCCGCCUCGUCGUCUGGCAGCACCAACACCACGACGAGUGCGCCUGACAGCAACUCUGGAAACGACUCUGGCAGUUCGGCGGAGCAGGAAUCCAAACUAAAGCAGAGCUCGGGCACGGACGAAUCGGCCCAAGUCUCGGACUCUUCGACCAAGACAACCACGGCUCCGACUACGUCCGAUGAUACGACGCAGCAGAAGGACACAGGCUCCUCUGGAGCAGUCAAGUCGGCUUCGACCUCUAACGGCAGCGGUGACUUCCUCGGCCAUAACGGAGUGAUCAUAAUUGCCGCGCUGGUUGGCUGCUGUAUCGUUGGUGUCGUCGCCUUUGCCUUCGUGAUGCGUCGUCGUAAGGAGCAGCGUAUGCACGCUAACAAAGCCUUCGACCUGAACUCGCCCUCUCUGGCUAGCGACAUGGACGACAGUGGACUCCACGGCCACGACGGCGGCAAGAUCGACCUCACAUACGUCGCCAACAUCUCAGCUCGAAACAACGACAAGGCUGCUGACAACAUAAUGAGUGAGGAAUCCUCAGUCGCCAUCAUGGCUUCAGCUGAGCGUGGCUCGGAGCUCAACUCUAGCAAUGGCAGCUCAUUGAACUCGCUCCCCAAGAGCAGUUUGGACACCGAUGGGUACUCGGAAAAGGCGAGCUACGGUGCUGCGGGUGCCGCUGCUGCUGCUUCCGCCGGGGCGACCAAACACUCGAACGAGGCGGAGAUUGACGCCUACCGCAUGAGCAACAUGUCGGAGUUGUCAUCCAUUGCCGGUGGCCAGAGCGAAGCCUCAAUGUCCAACUUCGGUGACUCGGUUGUGUCGGCCAGACAGAACAAGUACCUGCAGCCAGGAGACUGGAACGACUCGGAGUCAUCUCGCAUGGACUCCCGCCUGGACUCGAUGGAGCAGGCUGAGUUGAAGGCCCGUGGAUUCGGCAGCAUCGGAGGAUUCAGCACGGUCAGCGGCUUCUCGGAGGACAACACGUCACGCAUCACGGGCUUGAGCGAGCACGACUCAAACCGCGACAUUGGCUUCUCCAUGUCGUCUCGCCCUACAGUUGAGUCACGGUUCACUGAGGACUACAAUAUCACGGAAGACCGUGCCACUGUUGAGUCGCGCUUUGAUGACUACCGCGCUACGGAGGAGUCCCGUGUCACCGAGGAUUCUCGUGCUACUGGCUUCUCGGAGGCCAUGGACCAGUCGAGACUACAGAGCGAGGUGUCCGUGGACUCGUACGGCUUCCGAGCGUCGCGCUCCAGCGCAGACUCGUACAGCUCAGGCAUGUCUCCGUACAGCCGCGAGAGCUCGCGUAUCAGUGGCUUCAGUGUUGCCUCGAGUGACAGAUCAAGCAACGCCAGCAAGUACUAGACCAAGUGAUUGGUAGUUUUGUGGCGUCUGGUUUCCCAGUGCUAGGAAAGGGAUGCAGUUCUGAGGUCAACGAGUGAGUGAGUUUUGUGGUUUUGAUCGCGUCUCCAGUCCUCACCCCGAAGUUUGUUAAUAAUCUAUGUUGGUUCGAUAGCAGUUCCUUACCUAGCAGUGAAUAGACUUGAACACGCACGUGUUUAACCCUUGCAAUUCUACAUUUUGGCACAAGAUAGAGUUGGCUAC